Aspergillus candidus is the source of this 690-nucleotide messenger RNA. RefSeq lists its product as uncharacterized. Bases 1 to 690 code for a protein of 229 amino acids. The transcript is spliced from 2 exons. The record is from RefSeq and is a predicted model, not a curated record. Lineage: Eukaryota; Fungi; Ascomycota; Eurotiomycetes; Eurotiales; Aspergillaceae.
AUGCCGCAAUCUAGUCACUCCGACAAGUCAAGCUCGGGGCACACUUGCGAUUGUCCAAACGGGGCCUCCAAUACCCCCCGGAGGGUCUCGACCUGGACUCUCCUUUCCAUGUUCGUCAAUCAAAGCUCCAGCUCAUCCAACUCCAGUGCCCGUCAAGGCAGUCAGUCUUCCAGGCCCAACAGCCCCCACAGCUCCAGCUCCCGUCAGUCCAGCCGCCGCAGGAGCACAGCUGGCUUCGACGAAUCCAGCUCCCGUCCCCACUUCCGAACCCACCGACGCACCCCCGUAUACACGUACGAUAAGCCCGACUCGAAGCGCUCGAAGCGCAGCCGCUACUACGACUCGACUACCGUCUUUGAAGGGGACACGCGGUGGUACCUCAGCCUGUUCAACACCGACUCGAAGCACCGUCGGGUCUGGUACGUCUUCUUCCCGACCUCGGGCAAGCCCACCGACGCGGAGCUGGUCGCGCACCUCCAGGCCUGCGCUGCGCAGGUCACGGAUCCAAUCAAGGCUCUCGAAGACUCCUACGAGGCCACCGGCAGCGGCGUGUGGGUCGAGUUCGCCACGCCGUGUUUCAGCACCCCGGACGAGGCCUUGCGGAGCUUGAUAUCGGCGCUCGAGGGCCUGGCGCAGGGUGUGGCCAAGGGAGGUCGGCUGCCGAUUGAUGCGGGUCCGAUCACAGGCUAA